Cinara cedri is the source of this 10843-nucleotide messenger RNA. Lineage: Eukaryota; Metazoa; Arthropoda; Insecta; Hemiptera; Aphididae. The record is from the annotation of a GenBank genome assembly.
GUUAGCGUCUUGUGAUUUUUAUUUUUCAUCUAACCUCUCUUUUCAUCAUAAUUGAUAUUGUAUCACAGAAUUGUAUUUGCAAGCAUAGACCGUGUUUUUCAAUCAACGUGGUUUGUUAAAAGCGAUUUGAAUUUUCAUUAUUUUCUAACGUACAUAUUUUUAUUUAGGUAAGUUUAAUACCUACAGUAAAUAUUUUUAUUUAGAUUUACCAAUUAAAUAUUAUAUACUGGGCGGCAUAACUCGGCAUGUUGUAUGGUUUAUAUUAUGUAUAAUUUAGAUAUAAUGAGAUCAUCAUAAUAAUACUGUGAAACCUCUGAAUAGUGGACACCCUCGGUCGCCGAAUUUUUGUUCGCUAUUCGUAGGUGUCCGUUAUUCAGAGGAUUAAAUUUUUGAAAUUUAUAAAGGAUAAUAAUAAGUUAAAUUAAAUGGUAUAAAUCUGGUUUCGGGCUCAAACUCGUUUUUAAAUUAUUUUUUUUUCAAAAUUUAUGUUUUUGCCAAUGCAUUAAGAAUUUAAAAAUAAGUGACGAACUUUGUUUAGAAGUUACGGGAAAAAACUUUAUGAAGUUCAUAUUUUCAUUUCUCGUAUUUCUGAGUGAAAAUUUAUUAUUUUCUAUUUUUUUUUUUUCAAAUUUUUUUUUUAAAUUCCUAAUCCAAUGGUUUAAUUAAAACUUAUCUAUCAUACUGAAUUUUGAAGUUAUUGUACCUGCAUAAACCUUAACAAAUUUUUGGAAUUAAUUCAAAAUGUGGUCAAAAAUAGACAUUUUUUAAAUUAUUAUUAUGAUUUGUAUUUAUAUUGUUAUUUUAAUAACAAAGUUUUUUUUAUUGAAGUCUGAAUAAAUCUAUCUGGCUUAGUUAGGUAUUAGUCUUGGCUAUUCGAAAUAAACAAUAUAAAUAUUAAUACACUAUUUGUAACACUACAAAAAAUGGGAAUUCAAUAUUAUUCAAUCGAUAUAAGUAAUUUGUAUUUUGACUUAUAAAUAAGUUCUAUGUAGAAGUUCUCAAUACUUUAUACUGGGUUGGAUUACAAACCAAUGUAAUUGUCAAUUAAAAAAGUAUUGUGUAAUUUGAAAUGUUACUGUAGUCAAGUUUGAAUGAAUCGUUGUUCAUUAUUAUAAUGAUGAAUGUUAUAUAUUUUUUUUUUUCUAAUGUUUUAUUAUUGUUAUGUAUUUACAUUUAGGUGGCUGUCCUUUAGUUAAAAAUAAUAUUCUCUCUUAAUGUUCAGCUUACAGAAAUAAUGGAUCAAUCUAAUCGAAAAGUAUUAAACAAAAGCCAUAGAGAAGAAUCAAUUGUUAGUGCUAUUAAUGUGAAAAAAUUUCAUUCUAAACACAGGUUAUUACAAGUCAAUUUCAUUUUAUAAGUUAUAAUUGAUAUUUAAUAAUAUUUAAAAUAAAUUUAAUACAUAUUUGAUAUAGAUAUUUAAUUUAAAAUAUCUACAUGUAUAAAUGGAGGUCUACAAGGAAAAAUGAUAAUACUAAAAAAAAAAAAAAAAUAAAAAUAAUAGGAUAUUUAUAAUAUUAUCAUUUUGUCAUUCGUUUCUAGUCGAAUUGAUAUGUGAAUCAAGUUGGGGCAUAAAGAUCACAGUCAAUGAUAUAUCAAAGGUUUAAAUAUACGGUUUAAUAAGGUUUAAAUUUAAUUCUGAAACUUUAAAACUGCAAUACUGAAUGUUUUAAGAAUAUUAACUAUUAUCGUUUUUCCAUUAUAGCCCUUUAAAUGUUUCAUUACUUAAUCUACAAAGUAUCUUAAUUUUGGUAGUUUUAAAGGAUGAAAACACUUAUUGUAAAAAAAUUAAAUUUACAGAAUAUGUAUUUUUAAAAAACAACAGGUUUUGAUGUAAUUGGUAUUAUCAUUUUAAAAUUUCACUUUUACAAAUUUCAACUAUCUACAUAAUAUUAUUUUCUUUCAGAAAUGGGGCCACACGUACAUGCCAGGGUAAGAUUUCUGGUAGAAUUUGUGUACAUAGUAUAUAUAUAAAAAAAAAAAAAAAUAAACAUGAUUAAACAAAUGCAUUUCUUGAUUCGCUCAAAAUUUAAAAGAUCUGAUACCGGGAAUAAGUAUGUCACUGCUGUAGGUGGGAAGUUGGGAAGAUAGGAUAUAUUAAGUUAUUUAAUUUAUACCAGUAACAAAAGAUAGACCAUUGCUCACGAAAAACGAUUCAGAGCAAAGUUCAGUUAUAUAUGUUAGAAUUACAAAAAAAAAUUAAAAUUUAAUAUAUUGAUACAAUUAUUUUCAUAAAUUUUCCCAUUCUUUAUAUUCUACUUUUAAUCGGUUGAGGUACAUAUGAAAGUUUUAUCGGUAAAUAAAUUUGAUCAAAUUUAAAAAAAUUCAAGUGUUAUACAAUAAUUAUUAUCUUCUGUUGUAAUCGAUAAUAAUCAAUCAAUUAUCAAUGUUUCUUUGAUUUUUAGUUUUAACUCAAAAAGAAAAUUAAAAUAUAAUUCACCUAAGGUUGUUUAUAAUGAACAAAUUAUCCAAUCCACUGAUUUUUCUGGGCCAACAAAUCAAAAUAUGAAUAAUCUUAAUGUUCUAACUCAAAGAUCAGGUAAUUUACUUUAAAAAAAAAUAUAUACAUAAUAUUAUAUUUUUUUUUAUUGAAAUUAUAAUUGUAAUUUAUUUUAGAAUUUGUGUAUAGUGAAGAAGUUAUUAUGUGUGUGUUUUUAUUCUCGGAAACACCUUUUUGAUUAUUAAAAAUGUUCUAAUAUUUUUUAAAUGGUGCACCUUAGAAAAUAAGAACUUCUUCAAAUGGUAUUUUCUUUGAAAAUAUUGUCUGCAACCUCACCAGUUUUUCUAAAAAUUAAUAAAUAAACUCACAAGAAAUGGCAAAUAUUACUCUUGUAGUAUGUUACCUAUUAUAACUUAGUUAAUUUAGUAUGCUAUCUUUGUGAAAACUUGAUAUUUUCUAUAUAAUAUCAUAUUCUUACGUAAUAUGUUACAUUUGUAUUUAAUUUUAUUACUGAACAGUACCUGUGACCAAGUCAUUCAAGUAAAAAAAUCUCUAAUCUCUAAUUAUAACUGGUAAUUAUCCACCAAUAUAACAAACAAUUAAUUAUAGAUACAUUAUUUUAGUUUAUUUUGUGUCCACAUGUGUAUUUUUGUGCAGAGUUUUACUUUGUAUACCUAUAUAUUUUUUUUAUUUGUGUAUAUAAUGAGUAAAUAAAUGCACCAUUUGUAUGGGCAUAUCAUUUAUAGUUAAGAAACGUGUUAACUGUCUUACAGAGAAAAACUUGCUGCUUGAUAGUUGUCCCACAUUAAGGUAUGGUGUUGUAUGUGGAGGCAUGUUGAGAGAGUAUAAAAAAAAUAAUGGUAAAAGGGACUCUAAUGGUGAAUUAUUAAAAACUACUUAUCUGCGAUGUCAAAAAAAAGGUUGCCAAACUUACCACUCUCUAAGAAAAAAAAUCAGCAAUACAUCAAGUAAAUUUUAAUAAAUGUAUUAUUUGUAUUAUAUUGUAAUUAGUUUAAGUAAAAUACAUAACAUAUAACAAUUUUUUAAAAUGGUUUUUACAGUACCAAGGCAUCAUAGUGUACUGAAAUGACAAUAUAUCAUUAUACAGAGUGAUGAUUUUUUUUAUUAUGAAUCAGCAAUUUUCUCUGAGUAUUAUAAGUGAAUUUGAUUUCUGUUUCUUUUUUAAUCAUUUUGGAAUAGUUAAAGCUUUAUUUAUAAACCAUUUUUAAUUUUUUUAUGCCUGCUCGAUAUACCUUAAAUAAGUGUAUACUUUUGUUUUUCAAAUAGGAACCCCUAUUUUUGAACAUUGAUUCGAGUAGAGAAUAUUUUUCUUUUUGAUAUAUAUAUAACACUAAUAUCAGAUUUACUGUUUAUGAGUUAUAACAGUUUAAUGAUUAAAUUGGAUUGGGGAAGAGUAAUAAAUUGGAUGUCUAUUAUUAAAUGAUAAAUUGAUAAUUCUUCCCUAUUCCUCGAAAAUACAAAGGUAUAUACUUAUUUAAGGUAUAUGGAGUAUGGUUAAAAAUUUAAAAAUGACUUUAAAAUAAAGUUCAAUUGAUUUUACAAUGAUUAAAAAAGAAACCAAAAUAAAAUUUACUUAAAUUAUUCUGAGAAAAUUACAGGUUCAAGAUAAACAAAACCACUUUCUAUACGUUUUUGGUAAUUUCUUUUACCUUGGCUAAAAAAGAAAAAUAUAUCUGAUAAUACAAUUGUGGGAACCUAUCAGUAGUAACUUUUUUUACUGCUGCUAGUAGCGGUACAACUAAAAUUUAAAUAUGUAUUUAAAGUACGGAUGGACUGGAUACCACUUUUUACUAAUAUCUGAUAUUACAAUACUCUGAUUUUAAAAUCUUAGAUACAUAUAUAUUGAUUUAAUAUUAUAAUUAACCAUUAUACUGAUUCAAAAUUUAAUUUUUUAAAAUACUUUACACAUAUUCCAGAGACAUAACAUACAUAUUUCUCUUAAAAUCUCUAGAAAUUAGUUUUGAAAAAAAAAAUUGUUAUCAUUGGACUUAUGUAUUACUCUUAAAUCUUAAUUGAUUCUAAGAGUAAGUGUAAGUAAUUAUAUAAGGUUUCACUGGGUUAAUGUUUAUGUGAUGUAUCUUAUCCAGUUCAAAUCAAAUGAUUGUGGUCUUAAUUUUUACUUUUUUCUCUACUUUGUUCCAAAAUCAAAUUUCAUUUUUUUUAAAUAAUUUUUGUUGUUUAUAUUGUACAAACUGUACAAAUAAUGAUGUUGGAAUAUUAUUAAUAAGUAACAUACUGAUACAAACUAAACGUUUUUAUCUCCUGAACAAUUUGUAAUAAUUGAGUUAGUAGACAUAGGCACUUAGCUGUCAAUAUCUAAACCUUACAUGUUUUUCACUGACUCGGUUUUUAUUUUACACUUAGUAAACUAACUUUAAGCGUUAUCAUUGGAUAAACUCGUUGAUGUUUUUUACUUUGUUUUAAUAAGUGGUGGUUUUAAUUGACUAGGAAGUAUGUUUUAGGUUUACAUUUCAGACAUAAUCAAUUGUUAUAUAAUGAAAGUUAUUAAAAAAAUGUAUUUAUAAUUAGGUGACAAGGUUACAAAAAAAAUGUAUCAAGUUAAUUAUUCUGCUAAUCAAAAGAAAGAUGAAAAUAGAAAAGCAGUGCAUAGUGAUAUUGAUACAAAUAGAUUAUCACCCUUUGAAGUGCAGUAAGAAAUCCUUAAUUUGUGUUUGAUUUUAGAUAAAUAUAAAUGUAUUAGAAACUUAAUAUCUAAACAAACUACUAAAUACUUCAGUAUCAAGGUAUUAAACAAAUCCAAUUUGUAUUAUUUCAAAUUUGAAUAAUUCAUUAUAAGAAAAAUAUUUAGGGAUUUUAUCUAAUUAAUAAUAACUAAUAAGUACCUAAUUUCUUCUAUAAAUAAAUAUAGAAGAAUAUAAAACAGUAUAUACAUACUGUUUGAUAUUUUUAUUCAAUUUGAAUUACAUUUAGUAUUUCUGGCAAGAUGAUAUUGGAUUUAAAUAGGGUUUUUGGAAAAUUGUGUAAAGUCAUAGUUUACUUUUCUUUAAUACAAUUUUAAAAAUGUUUAUUUUAGCAAUCCUCACCUUUUGAAGUUUGAAUUACAAUUCAAGUGUGAUGUCUUGGACAUACUUUAUAAUAAAUAUGCUAUAAUAGCGACAACAGUAUAACUUACAAAUGAACAAGUCAUACAUAUUGCAGGUUUCACUAUCACACCAAGUCAUCUUGCUAAAAUAUUUAAUAUUACUUGAAUAAAUGUUUACUCUGUAUAUAUUAUAUACAUAAAAAUUUAAUUAUUAUAUUGUAUAUGUAGUUCAAAUACAAAUAGAAUAAAAAGAACUUCAGCAGUUGAUAAAAGAACAAUAGUUAACAGCGAAAUAUUUCAAACUAAAUGUAAACUAAAAUAUAUGCAAAAAAACCUGGGUAUUUCAAUUUUAUUUAUUUAAAUUUCAAUGUUAAUAAUAUUCUUAUUAUUGUUUUUUUUUUUAUAUAUAUUUAUUAAGUUAAUUGUGAGCCACAUAUAUUACAAAUUAAGGACCAGUGUAGUGAUAUAUAUUAUAAAAUAGAAAUAAAAUGUUUAAAUGAAAAUAAUGAACAAAUUCAAAAUAUUGAAGAAGCUAUGAAUAUAGAAGAAACAGAAACGUCAUUUAUCAUACAUAUAUCUUCAGCUCAAAAACAAAUAUUAAACAGUGGUAAUUAAUUUUUAAUUUUUAUAUAAUAUUUAAAAAAAAUUAUAUGUUACUAAGCAUGUGUUUUAAAAAAAAGGUGGCAGUAUUUUAGUUAAAAAAGGUAUAUUUCCUAUUGGUAUUAAGUUAACAAAAAUAAUUGAUCAACCUAAUAAAAAAGUAUCUUACAAAAACUAUAAAAAUGAAACAAUUAGUAGUGUUAGUGAUGUUAAAAAAAGAUUUAAUGUAGAACUUAAUGUUGAAGCAAAAAAAGAAAUGGAUAUUCAAAGCUCUCUAAUACCAAUAAAACUGGGUAAUUUAUUUUUAAUUUAAUAUUUAUCAUAUUCAUUGGUUAUAAAACACAAGUUAUUAAAUAAAUAUAUUUAUAAUUAGAUGAUUUGGCUAUAAACAAUUUUUAUCAACUUGCUAAUUCUGCUAGUCGAGAUUAUUUAUUGAAAAAAGUUUUAAACGAUGUAGUGGAUAAUGAUGUUUAUGUGAAUAUGACUAGAUUGUCAUCCAUUGAAGUUCAGUAAGAAAUUUUUAAUUAUUUAUUUGUUUCUAAAUUUAGGUAAAAGCAUUAGAUACUCAAUAUUCAAACUAAUUAUUUAAGUAUCAAACGGUAAAAAAAAAAAUUAAAUUAUAAGUUUUAGUAAUUUAAUAAUUCGAUAAAUAGUAAGACCAUUUUUAUCUAAUUACUAAUAACUAAUAAGUACAUUAUUUUUUCUAUGAUUAAAAAUCAUAUAAUAUACAUGUAUAAUAUAUGUAUUACAGUUUGAAAAUAAAAUAAAAUUUGAAUUUCAUUAAAUAUUUUGGCUGAAUGGCUACAGAUUUAAAUCAGGAGGAUGAUAGAGCAGUACUGAAAUACACAUUCCAGAUUAUAUUUAAAAUGUUAAACUUUUGCUUAUGAGUAUCGUAAAAUUGUUAAAAAUUAAAAAUUUAUAUUUUUUAAAUUCUUAUUACUUUCUAAAAUUUAAAUUAAAAUCCAAUUAUAAUAUCUUUUAUUACAAUAAUUAUAACAAAUUAAUCACAAUGUACUUAUUACAGAAUUCACGCUCUAACUAAACGUAUGGAAAAAGAACGGGGUAAUUCAAUUUUUAUUCAAUAUAUAUUUAGAUUUAAAUUUUAAUCAAUUUUUAAUUUGUUUAAUUUAUUAAGGUGAUAAUUGUGAGCCAUAUAUAUUACACAAUAAAGAUCACACUGGUGAUGUAUAUUAUACAAUGGAAUAUAUACAUGAAAAUAAUGAAUGGAUUCAUAAUAUUGAAGAAGUCAUGAAUGUAGAAGAAACAGACACAUCAUUUAUGAUACAUCUAUCUUCAAGUCAAAAGCAAAUAUUAAAUAGUGGUAAUUAAUUUUUAGUCUACAAUUUAAAAAAAAAAAAAAAUACAUGUUAUUAAACAAUUAAACAUUUAAAAAUAUUUAUUUAAAUAAAGGUGGCAGUAUUAUGGUUAAAAAAGGUAAACUUCCUAUUGGUGUUAAGUUUACAAAAAUAAAUAAACAAGUUAACCAAGAAGUAUCAAACAAAAACCAUACAGAAGAAAUAAGUCAUAGUGUUAUUAACGUAAAACAAUUAUGUAGUGUAGAACUUAAAAGUCAUAGACAUUUUGAAGCAAAAAAUGGCAUUAAUAUUCAAAGCACUUGUAUAUCAAAACAACUGGGUAAUUUUUUUUAAAUUUAAUAUUUAUCAUAUCAUUCAUUAGAUACAUAAUACAUGCUUUUAAACAAAUAUAUUUAUAAUUAGAUGAUUUGGUUAUAAAAAAAAUUGAUCAACUGAAUUCUACUAAUCAAGAUUUAUCGAGAAAAGUUAAUAGAAAAGCAGUACAUAAUGAUAUCUAUAUGAAUAUGAAUAAAUUACCUAUAGAAGUACAGUAAGAAAUUUUUUACUAUUUGUGUCUGAAUUUAUAUAAAUAUAAAUGCAUUAUAUACUAAACAUCUAAAUUAACUACUAUAUACUUAAGUAUCAAAUGAUAAAAAGAACUAAUUCAAUUUAUACAAUUUUAAGUUUUAAUAAUUUAAUAAUUCAUUAAUAAAAUGAAAACAUUAAGAAAUUUGUAUUUAAUUAUUAAUAACUAUUAAACAAGAUUUAAAUGUUAUUAAAUGUUUGUUUUGUUUGUAGUUCUAACAUUUUGAACAAUUUGUCUUCCACUGUUGAUAAAACUGAACAAAUGUUUAAUAUUUCACCUCAAGGAUUAGGUAAUUUACUAAUAACUAAAAAUUAAUGAUGGUUUAUAAAAAAAAUAAUUGUUUAAUCUAGCUGGCGGAUCAAAUACUACAAAGGUGUAUGGAAUAAUUGAUUCUUUACCAUCUUCAGCACCUAAAUCAAUGAUACAAGGUAAUUUAUUUUAAUUUUAGAUUCUGAUUGAAGCAAAGAAUUAGUUUUAUAAUGAUGUUUAUUUUUUUUCUACGAAGAAUUGUCUUCUAGAAAUUUUGUUCCAAGUAGCAAGUUUGCUCCAAGUUUAGUACCUUUUUUGAAAGCAGUUUCUCAAUAAUCAGGUGUGUUGUGUGUAUCAAACACAUGAGUCUAGGGCCCCAGACUACAACAGGGGGCCCAAUAAUAAAAAUUGAAAAAUAUGUAGAAACAAAAUAAAAUAAUUUUGUUAUAGUAAUUAUUAAUGAAGAUUGAACAAUUGAUUGAUUUUUGUUUUGUAUACAUUUUCAUACAUCAACAUUUUUUAUAACUAAAAUUAAAAAUAAUUUUGUUGCAAUUAACUCCACCAUACGCAAACCUUUUUUAAUUUUUGCUUCUUCUUUUCCACCUAUGUUUAUCAGUACAGUUUGAUUUCUGUAUAAGGUAUAGCUAUUUUUUAAAAUUAGCUAUUUUAUGCUAAUUACUUCUAAGAUACCCUACAAUUUACUCCAAUGCACAUUAUCAAAGGCCUUCUCUGGUCAAAAAAGGCAAUAAAUUUGUCUUAAAACCUUCUAGUUCUCUUUUUUAUUUAUAUUCUUAGAGUUAUUAUUGCUUCUCUUGUACCUAUAUUUGUCCUGAUCCCAAAUUGUUCUCUAUUGAAGUAUCAUUUGUGUGGCGGUAUGGUGCGCGGGCAUGUUUAUAAUGUACCACUACUCUCCUCUAUACUAAACUUAAAAGUGGAAUAUCUCGUCAAUAACUUGACAGAAAUCAAAAAUAUCAACACUCAAAUUUAUUUUAAUUAAUAAUCUAUUUAUGGAAUUUUUAAUAUAGGUUGCCAUUUGAAAAACAGAAGUAUUUAGGUAGAGGUUUUACCUCCAAAAAUAAGUGUAACAAAAAAUAACAUAAAUAUAAAAUUGUAGAGCUGCUUGUUUCUUAAAUGUUCUAGAAAACAAAUUCCAAAAACAGUUAUUACUUUCCAAGAUAAUGAGUGUAUUUAAAUGAAUCACGCGGUAUAUAUUAUAUUUUUGAUUAACUUAUAAACUUGAAAUACUAGCAUACAAAAAUAUUUAUAUUUCCCACAUAUGAGUAAAUCAUUUAAAAAUAUAACUAAAGUUCAUAUUUUUAAUUAUUAGGAAUCAUCAUAAGAAAUUGAAUAUAGAUUAAUAUUUAAUUAAUAUAGUCGCUCUUGACUAACAAACCACCUAAAUUCCUUAAUUUUAGUGCUAAAUUCAGACAUAAUUAAUGGCAAUUGCCCUUGCAGAUUAAAGUGUAAAUGGUGUCUGGAUCUAAUUCUAUAGGAGAAAAAAAUAAUAAUAAAAAACACAAUCAAAAUUAAACUAAUCUCGAUAUAAAGUGUCGCUAUUGGGUGGCUACUUUAUUUUCAUGUAUCUCCAGCCAUAAUUUAUUUCCAGAUACUAGCUUAAUGUAAUUAUUGAUUUAAAAAUUGUUGGUUUAAAAAUAUUUAAAAGAAAAAAUUUAUUAUUGACAAAGUUGCAAACCUAUUCACCGAACUCCGUUCAGAAUAGUUUUUUUGUUAGCAAUGGUUAAUUUUUGCGUACAGUUAUACAUUAAAUUUCCUCUCUACUACCGUUUAAACUUCUCACCUAUAACAGUGGCUGCACCUACCCCAUUAUUCUAGGACUGCUUUUUGUAUAUGAAAAUGAAUUUGAUGUGGUAAGUUUUAAUAUUAGUGUAUCGGCCUAUUAUUCAACUUAAAGGUAAAAACAUUGUCUGAUUUGUAAGUUUUAAUUUGUUGACAUUUUAAUUUUGAUGCAAGUUAAAAAUUUAUUGUGAAAUUUUCCAAUUUAAAUAUCAUCAAAUCUGGUUUAAAAAUUUAAAUAUAGAAAAAUCCAAUGUGCUUAUAAAACAACGGUUCUCGUCUUUAAGUUUAAUAAUAUACUAAUGCAGUCUACUAAUAUCUCAAAAUCUGUUUAAGUAUAAUUAUAACUAUAUUAACCGAUUUUGCUACAUUAGCGGUAACAUAUUAUGCAUCAAGGAAUUUAAAUCUGUUAUCAAUUCUAAUUGCCUACCACAUCAAUUGGAAUAAUUAUUUAACUUAAAAUUUUUUAACCAAAUAGUUCUAAAAUUAUUAAUUUAAUUAAUUAUUUUAUUUGUUAUAAAUAUUUUAACUUUAAUAAUUUUUGUAAAUGUAACCUAUUUCAGUGAGUAAUUCAUUGUUAAGAAUAGAAAAAAUAAAAACUGAUACAUCUGAAGAAAAUGAAAAAUUUUCCGACAAUGGUUUUGAAAAUAUCAACAGUUACAAAGAUUAAAAGAAUUUCUCCUCACUGAAAAAUUAUGUGUCAUUAUUUUAUUAUUUGUUGCAUUAUUAUAUUUAUCAAUAGUUUUUUUUUUAUAUUAAUUAAAAUAGACGGGCUGGUCUAUAAAGUAAAAGUUGUUAAUGAAUAAAUUAAAAGUGCC